GGCUGUACGGACUGCGCGCCUUCGGCCCCGAAUCCCGCGUAAACAUUUACGUCAAUUCCAAAAACUUUUAUAUGCAUAGAGAUUGCUCUUCUAUCCUUGUGAAAGUGGAUAUCCAUCAAUAUAAACCAGUUUCGAAUAAUUAUUAAAAACUUUUAUCUAAAUUUUAUUGGACUUUUAUCGACUGUUGCAGUUUGUUUAUAGAAGCGAUCGCGGCGGUCAUUUAGCCGGUUGUCAUCAAUUCGCAGAAACCUGAUAUCAGCAACCUGCUUCUGUUUUAGCGUCAGCGGGUGGGCGCGCGCGCGGUGGCGUCGCCGCUGGCGUGUGGCGUGCGCGCGCGACUGUAAACGCUCCCCGACGCCGGACCAUGCGCGCAGUGCCGCCACGCCGCGCCGGCCGACCGCGCGCACCAUGCUCAACAUGAAACUUAAGGAGCGCCUCGCGCUAGCCGUCAGCGCCUUCCUCGUCCUCUUCACGCUGAUGCUCAUCGUGGACCUCCAGAUGGACUAUGGCAUCUCUGGACACAGAGUCCCGUUGCACGGCAGAGUCAAAAUCGGUGAUGAAACGGAUAAAGGACAUUCUGCGUAUAUCGAAUUUCGGAAGCGGUUCCUGCAGAAAAGUAAUGGAAGUAAUUCAUCUCGAGAGUUCGACCAAUCAGCUCCAAGUGAAAUAAGUGGUGUUGAAGCUGAACCGAGAACUCCGACGGCACCAGCAGAUCGCUUCGAAGACCUUCAGAGGAUACUGGCCAUGCAACUCCAAGGGAAAUACGAAGACAACCCCGUGGUAAUACCGCCAAAUAAAGACUUGAAUGUGCUGCGACCAGAAAAUCCGACCAUUGGUGAAAUGGAAGAUCUAGAACCUAGUGUGAACGCAUCAAACUUAGAAAAGUUUCAACUGAAAAUAGCGCAACACGAGCUGUAUGAAGAGGGCGAGCCUUUAGUGGAGGAAGUUCUCAAGGAUAUGGCAACUUCACCAAUUUUACAUGCUGAGCAAAAGGAGGGAGGAACUCAAUUGAAGCUCAUAAUGGACUACCCUAACGGCGUACAAGCUUUAUUCAAGCCAAUGAGAUUCGCAAGAGACGUGCAAACAUUACCCAACCACUUCUACUUCUCCGAUUAUGAGCGACACAACGCUGAAAUUGCUGCAUUCCAUUUAGACAGGGUACUAGGUUUCCGUAGAGCUAUGCCGGUAGUGGGGCGCACGGUGAACAUGACCACCGAGAUCUAUGACGUCAUCGAGGGGGACAUACUGAAGACGUUCUUCGUGUCGCCAGCGAACAACUUCUGCUUUCACGGCAGAUGUUCGUAUUAUUGUGAUACUGGACAUGCUGUGUGUGGCAACCCAGAUAUGUUGGAGGGAAGUUUUGCCGCGUUUUUACCGUCAUCGGAUUUGGCUAAACGAACGGUAUGGCGGCACCCGUGGAGACGGUCGUACCACAAGCGGCGGAAAGCCACGUGGGAAGUGCAGUCUGAUUACUGCGAAAAGGUGCGUAAUACUCCCCCAUACGACUCUGGGAGAAGGAUGUUGGAUAUCAUGGAUAUGUCUAUUUUUGACUUUCUCUCCGGCAACAUGGACAGGCAUCACUACGAAACUUUCAAAAUGUUCGGCAACGAGUCGUUCACGCUGCACCUGGACCAGGGGCGCGCGUUCGGCAAGGCGUUCCACGACGAGCUCAGCAUCCUCGCGCCGCUGCUGCAGUGCUGCCUCGUCAGACAUACCACGCUUGCUGUGCUUUUGAAGUUCCACAACGGAGUACCUUUAUCCACAGUACUUCGGGACUCCAUGAAGGCCGACCCGGUAGCUCCCAUACUGUGGGAACCGCACCUUGCUGCGUUAGACAGACGAGUCGUCACCAUACUUGAUGCUAUCAGAAAAUGCAUCGAAAAAGCUGAAAACCCACUCAACAAUGAAAUAAAUGAUUUUGUAUGACCUAUAUAAGUAUAUAGGCUUAUGAUUAAGUGAUAGUGAAGUGACUAUUCUGGGGAACUAAGUGCAUUUUUAGCUUGUUUUACAUAUUUCAGACGAACUGCUAAUUUGUAAUUUGUAUAUUAUAAGAUUGAGACUGCUUAAACAACCGAAGACUGUUGCUGAACGGCAUUAUUGGCACCUCUAGAAGCUUCCUAACGUUAGAUAAGUUUUAUCUACGAAUACAAAUAAUUACGAAGCUGACGGUCUGAUAUGUUUAAAGAUACUGGAAGUUCCUGUUAAAAUAAUUUUUAUUAUAUGCCCAUAAAUUAGGGUCAAUGUGGGUAAUUUUGAACAGGAAGAUUGGAAACAACUCUACUUACACUUAUUAUACCUAUUCUAAAUACAUAACUCUUCUUUUACAACUGUAAAUAAUAUUUCUUUUUAUAUAUUACGGUUUUUCAAAUGUUUGGAAAUUCAUCUGACUGAUUAUAGAAAAAUAUUAUUGUUAGUUGUUUAUAAUCACCCCAGGUCACAAUUAUCCACAUUGACUAUAAUAUAGUGGUGGAGGAUAUAACCUGGCUCAGUAAACAAUAGAAUCCGAAAUGCUCAUCAAUUUGUUUCCAUUCAUUAUUGACACAGGUUAUAUGUCGUAUUGCGCUAGUCCACUGUAUUCGUGAUUUAGCGAACGUAUUUUUAAGGUUAAACGCAAGUCUUUGGUUGGAUAAACUAAAGAUGUUGGUGCCAAAGAUUGUCCAAAUGUUUUCAGACGAUAUUCAGCGAUUCGACUCCAUUCCACUGAAGUGGGAACAUGAGCCAUGGAAAUGCCAAAUGAACUUCAUAAACACUAUUUUAUUAGCGAGUUUGUGAGAAUCGAUUCGUAUAGUCUUACCACAAAACAAUUGAAACACAGUCUAAUUUUAAACCAGGGAUCUGUCACUUUAAUUGUUGUCUAUGAGAAAUACGACAAAACCAGAUUAAAGAGAACCCGCGUUUAAAGUUAAACCCUGUCGAAAGUUUUUUUGUGGUAAGACAGGUAUUGUUUUAAUGACUAAUGUUGUAUGUAUAUUGUGAAAAGUCUGACGACUCGUACGGCUCGUACUCGUACCUACUGUAAGUGCAAAUUGUACAUAAUAUUAGUAAAUGCAAUUAGACGUAAGUUUACAUUUUAUAGGAUCAUUCGCUUUCAUUUUCGUUGUGAAUUCUGUUACCAUAGCUGAAAGCUCAAGAAGACACAUAUCAUUGUUAUACAGGUCUGUAUGUGAUAUAUUUUAUAUCUAUUUAUAAGAAAUUUUAUAGCAUCUAUUUGUGUUAUUGUUUUUGAUUGUCCUUCGAGAUGUAUUCAAUGCAAUUUUUUAAUUAUAUAUUUGAAUUAUAUUUUUCGUUGUUCGAUGUUUUUCAGAUUUUUAUUACUUUUAAGAUUCUGGCAAUUGUCUCGCGAUUUGAUCUCAUGAUAAAAUUCAGUUCAUUACGUUGGUAAGAUCUUCAGUAAGUUAACGAAUGAUUUCCCGUAAUCGUAAGAUGAAUUGUGUUGUCUAUUUUAUCUGUAUAAUUAUUUAUACUAGAUUUAAAUAAAACUAGAGUCCUACUUAAUCAAAAUUCAUAUAUAAUCACGAAUAUGUAACCCAUUGUAUUGUCUAAAUUGUAUUAUAAAUAAUUCGAGGCUUUUUAAUAUUAAAUUUGACUUGCCAAAGAUGUACCUAUGGAUGAUUUGAUUGUGUUUAGUUAUAAAAUGUUGUACAGCAUAAUGUGACGCGGCUAGAUUGGCUGUUUCCGUUGGUUGUUAAUAAACUUUAAAAACAAUAA
Colias croceus (clouded yellow) is the source of this 3708-nucleotide messenger RNA. Its product is annotated as extracellular serine/threonine protein CG31145. Gene Ontology annotation, molecular function: protein serine/threonine kinase activity. NCBI's taxonomy places the organism in Eukaryota, Metazoa, Arthropoda, Insecta, Lepidoptera, Pieridae. The record is from RefSeq and is a predicted model, not a curated record. The transcript has 12 exons. Bases 409 to 1926 code for a protein of 505 amino acids. Gene Ontology annotation, cellular component: Golgi apparatus. Gene Ontology annotation, biological process: protein phosphorylation.